Camelina sativa (false flax) is the source of this 901-nucleotide messenger RNA. The record is from RefSeq and is a predicted model, not a curated record. Lineage: Eukaryota; Viridiplantae; Streptophyta; Magnoliopsida; Brassicales; Brassicaceae.
CCCUAUGAGUAAGAUUUACAUUAAUAAUGGUUACAUGCAUUAAUAUAUAAUACUUAAAUGUUCUACAACUUUGGCAAAAAAAUUUCACUUUAACAUCCUCUCUCUCUCUCUCUCAAAACAUCGUAGGGGUCUACAAUGUAUUUAUGUAGAGUGUUCUUUCUUCAUUGCUCAACACUUUUCUGUUCCUCGUCCUCAAGUCAUUGAGACUUCAGAUCCAAGGGAGCGAGGGAGCAUCGACACUGAAGAAGUCCCUAAUGGCAAUGUUUCACCUGUGAUUCCAGCAAGAUUCUCUAAUCGCAGCUCUGGCUCAUAUCCGUUGUUUCCGCAUAUUCCUGUACCAUCUGAGAGAAGAAUCUUCUGGAGGGUCUCACGUCCUGGGGUGAUGAUAGCUAGGCAUUAUAUUUGCCAUCCAUAUCACAAUCACAGUACCCUUGGAAGAACCGACAACUCAAUGGUUAAUACACCAAUGGUUCAGUGUUAUCCAAGCAGCAGCACAAUGCAACUAAACUCUAAUCCGUCAUUUUUGGCACCGAUCUCACGUGGUCAUGACAUAACAACCAUGACUAGAGGAAUCUCAGAUUCUUGGUUACCUUCACAUGGUUCGAACCAAGUCAAUAGCAUUGGCUCCUCUAACGUAUGGGUGACUGAUAAGCCUUUCUUGGAGCAGGUGCAACACAUCAUGAUGGAAAGCGAGUUCUACACCAUGGUUUAUGGUGACAGUUCUGCCGGCAGAGACGAGACCGGUGGCAAUGGAAACGACAUGGAGGUGGAAGCGGCAGCCAUGGAGGCGGAGGAACCAAUGGAAACGGAGGAAUCGGCAACGUUGGUGGAUGUGGCAAUGGGAACCGGCAAUGGGAUAAGUGGCUAAAGCUGAAGUUUGUGGUGGCUGUAAUAAGCUGUA